Molecule: messenger RNA, 1847 nt
Organism: Spinacia oleracea (spinach)
Lineage: Eukaryota; Viridiplantae; Streptophyta; Magnoliopsida; Caryophyllales; Amaranthaceae
Product: putative protease Do-like 14
Exons: 11
Coding region: 314-1543 (409 amino acids)
Molecular function (GO): protein binding
Source: RefSeq, a predicted model, not a curated record
GCAUCCUCCUCUUCCCGCAAUUGUAUCUCUAGUCUCUCCUUCUCUGCUGCUGCUGCUAUUUUCGAUAAUUAUCUACAAGUAUUUUGUAUCGAUUUUUCUGAUAGGAUUUUUUGUUAGCAUUUUGAUGGGUUUCAAGCUGUUAAAUAUACUAUUGAGUUUGUUUUGGUGUUGUUUUUCUUAUAAUUCUACUUGAAAUUCGCAUAAUCCUUUUCCAUAUGAUACCGAUUUUCUCACAAUCGCUGUUCAUCGUCAUCCCUCAUUCGCAUAAUCCUUUUUCUUAUAACAAGUGUUUUUGAUUUCCAGGUGAAGAGUGAUGAGACAACACUUGAUAGAGACGUGGAAUAUUUGGACAAGGAGGGUACCUAGACUAACUGCUCAGUCUUUCACUCCGGAUGUUAAGAGUUGCUCAAAUCAUCCGACUGUUAAGCCUCGUCUAAAGUUUUCGAUGAGAGAGACGAAUCUGUACUUUGAUAUUCAGUUCAAGAGAGCCGCUCUUACGGUUUCCCCAUCUGUUGUUUCUCUUGUAUCUUUCACAGGCGAGGAGGAAUUGUAUCAAUGUUCUGGAACAAUUAUUGAGAGUUAUGAUGAUUACACUGGUAUAGUUAUAACUUCCGCGAAUCUUAUUAGACCUCAAACUGAAUGUGCAUGUGCCGAAAACAUUCUUGCAGACAAACUUAAGGUUUUUGUAAAGCUUUCAGAUGGUAGAUCAUUUGAUGGAAAAGUUUGUGCAUAUCAUUUCCAUUACAACCUUGUAGUAUUAAGUUAUAAGUCGGAUUCCCCACUUCAGAGUGCAACAUUGAGACAAUUAGAAGAUUGUCUUCAUUUGAAUCCAAGCCAACUCAUAAAUUCCGAGGAGAAAUCAUUUCAACUCUGUCCUCAUUCAAAUCCAAUGAUCCUUCAUUCAAGAUCAAUGAUCCUUUCUCCCGGAGAUGAUGUUGUUGCAGUGGGGCGUUACUUUGAUACCCCUUUUGAUCUUAUGGCAGCUCCCGGUGAAUAUUGUCUUGAUCGUUGCGAAUACGAUUGUAGUGAGCUAUUCAUGUCGACUUGCCGCAUGACAAGAUGUGGUGAUGGGAGCCCCCUAAUCAAUAUUUCUGGAGAGGUAAUCGGCAUCGCGUUUCAUGACGUCAGCUUUACUCCUUUUAUGCCCAUAAACAUGGCUUACAAAUGGUGGGAGCACUACAAGAUUUAUAGGGAACUCCGUCGACCUUCUUUGGGAAUGCAGGCAAUUUCCUUCCACGCAGCUCGUUUACGUAUUGCCGAGAAAGUUAUUCAGAGAUUUCCUAGCAUUUCCAAAGGUGUUAUUGUCGAUAAGGUAAUAUCAGGCUCUUCUGCUGAAUCUGCUGGCUUACGUCUGCAUGAUGUUAUAGUUCAGUGUGGUGGGAAAGUGGUUAAUUGUUUCUUGCAGCUUCUUGAGAUAAUGUGGGAUAAUGUCGGACAUGUUGUGGAUUUGGUUGUGGUACGAGCCGAUCAUGUUACCCCUUUAACUCUUAAACUGAUGAUUGUUGAGUCUGCAUCAGAUAAUAGUUGGCCUUAUUGGAAUUAACGGUGAUACUUCAAUCAUUACAACGUGUCACCAACGGGAAUAUUAUAGAGAGGAGGUCACUUUGCUGCUGGCGUUGGAUAUAAAAAUCAUGGUUCAUUCAGCCGAACCAUAAUCCAUCCGAUUGGGAUUCUAGCUUCGGCACACUCUGAUUUUGGUAGUAUUCCUGAACAGUAUAUUGAUGUUCGUACUUGGUAGUAGGUAGUAGGUAGUAUUUCUGAACAAUAUAUUGUUUUUAAUUAGUGAAACUAACCCUUAAGUUAAAUAGCCCUCAUUUUUAAUGAAGUGUAUAAGUGUUUUUUUCUCA